This is a messenger RNA of Zymoseptoria tritici IPO323, 1830 nucleotides long. RefSeq lists its product as uncharacterized. Bases 1 to 1830 code for a protein of 609 amino acids. The transcript is spliced from 2 exons. The record is from RefSeq and is a predicted model, not a curated record. Gene Ontology annotation, molecular function: aldehyde dehydrogenase (NAD+) activity. Lineage: Eukaryota; Fungi; Ascomycota; Dothideomycetes; Mycosphaerellales; Mycosphaerellaceae.
AUGAAUUGGUCCCUCGAGGUCCUCUUUGAUGCCCUUUUUCGAGAAGAGAUCAUCGCAACGGUGAUCGGUCUUAUCAUCGCAUACGCAGCAUACACCACACUGCGAACAGAUCCAGAAAAAGCCAUCGACUACUCCGUCGCACCGCCCGAGCAAAUCCUGCCUGGCUGGGAAGGAAAGGGGCUGAACGACCCGUCCAUCAAGGUUGCCGGAAGCACAGCUAUACAAUGCUACGCCCCGGCCUCAGGAACUUUUCUCGGACUUGUCAAUCCUGCUACCAAGGACCGCAUCGACAGGACUAUUGCCAAAGCAGCCGCCGCUCAGAAGACAUGGCGUCUUUCGACUUUUGCUCAGCGCCGCAAGGUGUUGAAGACGAUACUCAAGUUCAUCCUCGACAAUCAGGAAAACAUCAUUCGCACUGCGUGCCUGGACAGUGGAAAAACUCGUGUUGAUGCUUUAUUUGGAGAGGUUCUUGUUACUGUGGAGAAGCUGCAAUGGACCAUCAACCACGGAGAGAAGGCCCUUGCAGUUGAUCGUCGACCAACUAACUUGAUGAUGUUCUACAAGCACAACGAGAUCCGUUACGAACCGCUUGGAGUCGUCGGUGCUUGUGUUAGUUGGAAUUAUCCCUUUCACAACUUCAUGGGUCCAGUCAUCUCCGCCAUCUUCGCCGGCAACGGUAUUGUCAUCAAGAACAGCGAGCAGACUGCGUGGUCAUCAGCCUACUUCGUCAGCAUUGUAUGCGAUGCGCUCUCUGCUUGUGGCCACGAUCCGAACCUCGUUCAUGCUUUGUCUUGCUGGCCUGAGACUGCGGACCACUUCACCUCUCACCCUGGCAUCAGCCACCUCACAUUUAUCGGGAGUAGGCCUGUUGCCCACGCUGUGGCUAAAAGCGCAUCAAAACCACUCACACCGCUGUGUGUCGAACUUGGCGGUAAGGAUGCUGCUAUCGUCUUGGACGAGCCGUCGGGAUCUGCCAUGGGACAAGGAGAACUGGAGAGGAUCGCAAGCAUCAUCAUGAGAGGUGUCUUCCAAAGCGCGGGUCAGAACUGCGUUGGCAUCGAGCGUGUUGUUGCUAUGCCGGGAGCAUACAGCAAGCUUGUGGACAUGCUGAAGCCACGCAUCGACGCAUUGCGAGUCGGCAACGACCUUGACGCCAGACGCGGCGAAGGCAGUCCGAUCGAUGUCGGAGCUAUGAUCAGCUCCGCAUCAUUCGAUCGCCUUGAACGACUCAUCGCUGAAGCCACGGCGCAAGGCGCGCGUCUUCUCGUUGGUGGUUACCGAUAUUCCCACGAACUUUACCCUCGCGGUCACUACUUCUCACCGACCAUGCUCGUAGACGUGACUCCGGAGAUGCGUAUCGCACAGGAGGAGCUGUUCGCGCCGAUCUGUGUCAUGAUGAAAGCACAGACCAUCGAGGACGUCCUGCGGAUCACGAACAGUACGAUCUACAGCUUGGGUUGCAGUGUGUUUGGACCAACAUCUUCAUCGAAAGCACGGACAGAUCUUCAGCAUGUGACCAAUGGCGCCAAAGCUGGCAUGGUAGCGGUGAAUGACUUUGCAGCAUACUAUGUGGUCCAGCUGCCCUUUGGUGGAGUCGGAGGUUCUGGCUAUGGGCGAUUCGCGGGUUGCGAAGGCCUACGAAGCCUGUGCAACCCCAAAUCGGUCUGCUCCGACAAGUGGCCUGGCUUGAUCAAGACGGCUAUCCCCGGUAAACUGGACUACCCGAUGCGGAUGGGCGCCUGGCAGAGUGCACGUGGGGUGGUUGAAGUGGGAUAUGGCGAGACUCUCGGUCGGAGAUGGCAAGGCAUCCGCAGGCUCGUGGGAUUAUGA